Lucilia cuprina (Australian sheep blowfly) is the source of this 4357-nucleotide messenger RNA. Its product is annotated as prominin-like protein. The record is from RefSeq and is a predicted model, not a curated record. The transcript has 18 exons. The coding region runs from base 542 to 3406 and encodes 954 amino acids. Gene Ontology annotation, cellular component: membrane. NCBI's taxonomy places the organism in Eukaryota, Metazoa, Arthropoda, Insecta, Diptera, Calliphoridae.
UUGUUCAUUCGUUAGAAAAGGUUGUCAACUCGGUUAUACGCUGCGGUUGAAUGCAGGUCUUUCUGCAUUUGAAGUGUGUAUGUGUUGUGUGUGUGUUGGUUUCUCCAGGAAAAAGCAAAAAAUAACAUAAAUUUCUAUAAGAUUUUUUUGGAAAAAAAGUGAUUAAUUUAUGAAAUUGAUAAAAUAUUAAGAAAUAAAAAUUAAAAGAGAAUUUCAACAUUGUAAUAGAAUAGAAGUGGAUGCAAUUUCCAUAGAGAAAUAUAAAUAAAUGUUUUUUCUUAAUGGCUGCAUUGAUCGUUUUGACAACAACCUCACAUUGCCAAAUGAUUUCAAUAGAAGGAAAAAUUAAAAUUUAAUUAUUCGCUCUAGGUGUGCAGUAAGCAUCUCCUCUCACACUCAUCUCAAAUUGAAUAACAAACAAACAAAAAACUAAACAUUCCUUCAACGAAUUAAAGAAAUAUAAAUAAAAUAAUACAAAAUAAUUAAAAAAAGACAAAAAAACCAACCAUAGUUUCACAUAAAACAUACAAAUUUUACAAAAAUGACAUUGAAAACUUUAGAUGUUUAUUAUCAUCAGCAUUCAAGAUUAAGUCAAAUCAAGUCAUCAUGGAAGACGAUGAGCUUAAGUUUAUUACUGCUGCUAGUAAUUUGUAGUUUGUGCAAAACAAGUUGUGCAUUUGACAUGAAUACCAAAUUAAAUUUAAAGCCUACAAAAUAUACCGACUGGUCAAAGAAUGUAACAUAUAAAAGUACAACAGAUUACAAUGCACGUGGCAUGAAACCUUUAUAUGAUAUCACCCAAAAAGUAAUGUGGCUUUUGAUUGGUGGCGAAAACCCAAUACCAGAUGGCUAUUUAACGUUUAAAGAUUCGACGGUACAGUUGGGACCCAAAGUAGAGCGCAAUGAAUGGGGUGAUCUGAUUCUACAUUAUUGGCCUAUUUUAUUGAUUGUUUUAAUUGUAGGAGUUCUAGUGGCUUCUAUGCCUAUAAUAGGCUUAUGUUUCUGUUGCUGCCGUUGUGCUGGUGCAUGUGGUGGUCGUUCGGAGCCAUUUGAUAAAAAACAUGAUACCUGCCGCCGUGUUUUUCUAGGUUUCUUUUUAAUACUUUUAGCCACAGGAAUAUUGUUUGGUGUUAUUGUGGCAUUUGCCACCAAUAGUUAUAUGCAAUAUGGUAUAGAUGACAGCACUGCCGUUGUACGUGCCGGUAGCAAUGAUACUCAAACAUUCUUAGAUGUUACCUCAGAACAAUUGGAAUAUGUUUUAGUUAAUAAUUACAAACAGUUAUCCGAUCAAUUGGAACUGAUACUAAGAGAAACCUCUGACUUUAUCAUUACUCAGUUAGAACAAAAGUCUAUGGCUGUUUCGGUGGGUUAUCUAACUGAUUUUCUUAAAAAACUGCCAGACUUGCAGAGAAAAUUACAGAAAAUGAAAUUAAUAACAAAUGAUCUAAGGGUCUAUGCUUCUCAAUUAAGUGAUGGUUUACGUGGUGUUAAACGUGAUUUAUUAGUUAUGCUUAACAAAUGUUCAGAUCAGUCUUGUAAGGAAGUUUUAAAUAGAUAUGAAAUUGGAAAACUAGAUGCCAAUGGUAUCCAUUAUGAUCAGAUGGUAGAUCGUUAUUUUCCUAAGCUGCCUGAUGUCACUUCUAUAAUUGAAAACUUAGAGCAAUUAAUAAGCGAUGAUAUAGCCUCGGCUGGAGAACGUGGCAAUAAAGCUUUGAAAGCCAUGCGUAAACAUUUAAAUGAUACAAUUGCCAUAUAUACGCCACAAAUUGUUGAUGCCAUUACUAAAGCCGGUGAAGGUUUGCAUAAAGCUUCAAAUGAUAUUAAAACAAAAUUGCAAAAUGUUUCAAAAAUUAUUGGUACAAAUACCCAUAAAUAUACCAAUAUUGCUGAUAAUUAUCGUAUUGAAUAUGGUCCAUAUCGUUUCUAUGUGGGCAUUGCUGUAUGCUCCGUUUUAUUAUUAGUUUUAGUUUGCUUAGUGGCAGCAUUAUUGUGUGGCAUAUGCGGAAAACGUCCAGAUGGUUAUGGUGAUGAUUGCUGUAAUAAGGGUUCUGGUUCACGCUUCCUUAUGUUCGCUGUCGCUAUUAUAUUCCUGACCAUCUCCGCCAUUACAUUAAUUGCUUUAAUACACUUCCUAGUAGGCAUUGUGGUUUACAGAGGAGUUUGUGUGCCACUUAAGGAUCCCCAAAACGAUGCCGUUUUUGCUGAAUUCGAUAAUUUAGUUGAUCUAAAUGAGAUUAUGUAUCCUUCAAAAAUCAAGGGUAAAGCUGCCUCGGGUUCAUUGCCUCCCUUUAGAAUUUCUCAUGUUAUUGCUGCCUGUAAAGCCAAUCAAACCAUCUAUGAAGUAUUACACAUUAAUAAUCUGGUCGAUAUACAUGAAAUCAAUGAAUAUCCAUCACACUAUAAAAUCAAUCAAACACUUGAGAAUCUAGUGCAAGGUAUUGAUUUUGAUGACAGAGGUGUGGAAAUCUUAACAGCCGCCGAUAAACAACGCAUUUUGAGUCUUAGAGACUCUGCCUUAAAAGAUUUUGAUUCUAGCCAUUUUAUUGAUAAUCUUAAUGAUGAUAUUACUAAACACUCACUCACCGAAAUUGCCAAUCAAUUGCGCGAAACUGCCAAUAAAAUCUUAAGUCCCGACAUGAAAGACGUACAAGUAUCUUUACGUAAUCAAGCUUUGCAUUUAGAGACUUAUGAUCAAAAUCUUGUUAUACCUAUGAAAAAUCAAUCAUCUGAAUUAAUUAAAUUGGCUCAAGAUCUAGAUAAAACUCUUAGUUAUAAGGACCGUCCAUUCCAAGAGUCGAUACCAUUGCUGGUGCAGGAAAUCGAGAGAGCACAAGCUUUUAUACAAAAAGAUGGUCGAGUCUUUGUUAAGGCAACAGCAGAGGAUUUCACCAAUCAUUUUGCGGGGGAAAUAAUGCGCUAUUUGAAUAUGGUGGUAACAUCGGUUGAGAAAAAGAUUGGUAUUUGUGCACCCAUGGCUAAAGUUUAUGAUGCGGGCGUGGUGGCCACUUGUAAUAGUAUUGUUGAUCCUUUGAAUGGUUUCUGGGCUGGUGUUAUGUGGUGUGUUAUAUUAUUCCUACCAACUUUAAUUGUUGCCGUCAAGUUGUCUAGUCUUUAUCAAAAAUCUGAUCCCUAUCCUGGUCCUUUGGUUGAAUCGGAGUAUUUAUAUGAUGCUUACAGUGAGCGUGAUCACAUUCCAUUGGCAAAUGGUCCAAAAAAUAAACGACGCAAGAAUAAAGAUCGCCGUCGUCGGGAUUAUUAUGAGGAUCCUGUAGGAUCAACCUCACACGGCAUACCACCGGUUGCCGCUGGGGCACGUGAUACGCGUUACAGUGACAUGGCACCCAAAAAUUUGGUUGAGGCUACUGAUACAAGGCCAAAAGCAUUGUCGGCAGAUGGUUUCUUUUAGGCAUUGGGAUGGCGGACCACCCAGAUAUCAAAACCCACCAAUGGCACCUCCAGCAUCUGAAUAUGAACGCCCACCACCAUAUUAUUAUCCUGGCGCUUCAGAUCAGGACUAAGUGAUCUAUAUUGAAAUUCAGUUUUAAGCUGAUGUAUUCUCAUUAAACAACAACAACAACAUAGAUGGAGUUUUCCCCAAGUUAAUUACAUACAAUUAAACAAUGAGGAAUGUGUAGCAGCAGAAGGCGGAACGUAAACAUACUAAUACAAAGGAACAGAAGUUAUUUGAAAAGAAAUUCGAAAAGAGCCAUCAUAGUUUUAUAAAUACAAAUACUUAUAUAACACAUAUACAUACAUAUAUUAUUGUUAAACAUAAUGUACGUUCUCAUUUUUUAUUUAGUUUUUUCUUUCUUUUAUUUGUUUUUUUGUGAAACUUUUAUUUUUAACCAAAUGUAACUUAAAGCAGUAUUUGCCAAAAUGUGUUUAUAAGAAGAAAAACAAAAAAUCAAACAAAAUACAAAAUACAGAGUAGAGUCAUUUACAUUCAAAUUAAAAUAUAUAAAGAAAAGCAUAACAAAUUAUAAAUAAUAUUGAUAACUGAAAGUCGAAUUAAAAAAAAAAAGAAAAACAUUAAAAAUAUUGUUAUUGACAACAAUGUGUGGAUGUGGAAGUUUAACGUAGAGGUUGUUUAUCGUGAAGGCAACAGCUUUAAAAUUGACAUUUCAAUUCUUAAAUUUAGUACCAACUACUUUUAGAUAGACCCAAAAUGUUUUCAUAUAUGUAUACAUAUUAUAUACUACCCCCCCUAAUACCCCCCUCCUCCCCCACUAAAGAAUUUCUCCAGGGUGUUUAAUUAAGACAUUUAAAAUGCGUGUUUGAGCACAACGGCACGUCACAACAAUGUCAACAAUAAACAAAUGACCAUUGAAAUAUUAGAUUAAAACCCCCGCCCGCCCUU